AUGAAUCCUCCGACUUCAACGGGGACUUUGCCAUUGCAGGAGUUCCGAAGGGAUACUCCACCGGGUUGGGCUCCGGGGGACCCUGGUUAUCCUCUAAGAUUGUACCUAGAGAAACUGCAGCUGUGGUACAAGACAACGACAGCUGAAGACGAAGUUGUCGGACCACUGAUAGCCGGCAGACUACAUGGUCGAGCGGCGAAGGUGGCGAUGUCUUUGAGGAUUCCCAGACCCGAUGGACAGCUGGACAUUGGCCCUGACGCUUUGUCACGACUGGCUGUCGACGAGGUGGUGGACCCCAACACUGGUGCAAUCAUCCAGAACCACAUAGCCAGCGGAGUGCAGUACCUCAUGCAUGCGCUCCGACAAGCUUUUGGACAACGUGACCAAGAUCUUGCAACAGCAGCGUUGGACAAGUUCUUCGGCCUCACCCGUCAAGGUCAAAAGAUGUCACUGGCUGAGUACGCUGUGGAGUUCGAGACAAGGUAUGACGAGGCGCAAGAUAGAGCAGGACUUCAGUUGAACAACGUCGCCAAGUUCUACCUUUGGUUCAAGCACAGCGGACUACCAGCAAAGACCAUCGACGACAUCAAGUUGCAGGUCAAUGGAGACUACAACAGAUUCGACGAUGCAAAAGGCCUGGCUUUGAGACUCAGCCCAAACAGGACUGAAAAUGACCACGACAUCUUCUAUGGCGACUACAUGGAUGAGGAGCUCUAUGAGGAGGACUGGAACCAUGACUAUGAUGAUGAAGACCUAUGGUGGUAUGGCUAUGGAGGAUAUCCAGAAGACGAUGAUUGGUGGGACUACGACUAUGACUAUGACGACGGCAACUACUACUGGGAUGAUGAUGCUGGCUGGAGAGAAGAGUCCCAAGAAGAACAGAAACCUUCUGGAGCAAACGAGACUGUGGAUGCCGAGAACAAGGAUGAGACGCAGAUCCAUGAGGACUACUACAAAGGUGGAAAAGCCAAGGGCAAAGGUGGAGAUGGAUGCUUCAACUGUGGCUCACGUUGGCACAUGGCUCGCGAUUGCCCCUUGCCAUCAAACCGACAAGAACAUGGAAAAGGGAAAGCAAAAGGCUAUGCUUUUGGACGCAAGGGCAAAGGCAAGAGCUAUGGCGGCUACAGACCUUACAAGGGCUUCGGAAAGUCGAAAGGCUAUGGCAAGUACGGUGGCAAGUAUGGAGGAAAGUUUGGAUCCGGUGGCAAAGGCUAUGGAAAAGGCAAGCGCUACUGGUAUUCCUCUUCAUCGGCAUCAAGACCUAAGAUCGACUUCUCCGAAGGCAUUCCAGACUCCACUACAUCGACAUCAACGACGCGGCAUUUCAACACCGUCACUGCCAACUACAACAACCAUGCUGAGACCUUUGUGAUGCACACUUCUUCAGAAGAAGAAGACUUCAAAUGGGCGAGAUCUACUACCAGAAAAGCUGCUGCAGAGCCUUCAGAUGGUCAUGCACAACCUCCUGGAGAACGAAAACAUGGCACAGCCUUCAACUUUGCAGUCUUCCAUGCGGGCAACCAGAUGGAUGUGUUGGAGAGCUACUUCAAUGUUCGAGGAGAACAACGCCAUGGUCUUCUUAUCGACCCAGGAGCAGCAUCGGGCCUAAUAGGCUCUGACACCUUGAAGCAGCUGAUGGACAACUGCAUCACGCCUUUUGGCAAACAACAUGAGGUCUCCAUGAACUACCAGAAAACAACCCCUGUGAGCGGCAUCAGCGGCGAAGCAAAUCAGACCUUGGGAGAAAUCUCCAUUCCCUUGCAAGCUGGCGGCUAUUCCAUCACGUACACGGCAGAUGUCAUUGGCGGCUCUGGCUCUACUUGCCCGGCAUUGGUUGGCAACCCAACACUCUGUCGCCUUGAUGCCAGUAUCUUCGCCAACUGGUUUGCAAAUGGAGAUGGACUGAUGAUGGUUGGUGGAAGAGAGAAAGACAGCGAGGAGAAGCAUUACCGCAUCUUCCGCUUGCUCUUGACAGACUCGGGGCACUACAUCCUGCCGACCGACCACGAGCAGACAGCACGCGUGGCCAAGGAGACCAAGAAGGAAGUCAUGCUGUUCACGCAGAAGGUCGCUGAGGAGAGUGCCAAGCUAUGGAACGAUGUUCAUGACCGAGUCCGUCAUUGCUUCCUCAACUACAACAGGCCAGUCACCGUUUUGCAGCCAGGAGGUGACCGGGGUGAUCAAAACGAAGACACCAUCCAUAGCGACAGCAAGAAACUCAAUCAUCAGGAACGACAUCGACCUGACAAGCAUCACUCACAUGAACCUGAUUCAGCACAACCUCAACCUGAUUCACUUCAACCACAUGAUACAACAUCCACAACACAACAACCUGAUCUACCUCCAUCACAUGACCAACCAUCUCAACAACAUGAUGCACUUCGACCUGAACCUGAUUCAGUACCACUGCAACAAGAUCUACAACGAUCAGAAUCUGAAUCGGCUCCAACUGUCCGAACCAAGGCAGUUCAGUUCAUUUUGGACGAGCCGCAACAACCAGUUUCACAGGAGCCAGCCAUUUUGGCCAAUCAGUCUCCUUUGACUCCCAAGGAGUCUCACGUACACUACGACGACAUCAAAGCAGAGAUUACCAACUCCAAAGCUUCUGCCAUUUUGGCAUCAACAGCUGGAGACGACGAGCACUUCCCGAAGUACCAGGAGGACCAAUUGCCUGAAGGCGCUGAUGUGCCGAAGCUGACAAGACGAUACAAGGCCCUUCCUGAGGAGUACUACACAAAGACGGGCAUGGCUCCAGUCACCCCCAAGAACUUCAACAAGUGGUUCAACCGAACCAAAGGAAAAGGACUUCGAUGGCACUUUUGGGAGCUUUUCUCCGGCACUGGAAGACUCAGCUUGGUGAUGUUCAUGGCUGGACUCAUUGUUGGCUUUCCCGUGGACUUCCGCUACGGCUGGGACUUGUCAAACGAAAGCCACCAAGCUAUGCUUUGCAAAGCCCAAGCUGAAUUUCAACCAGGAGUGGUGCACAUUGCACCUGACUGUGCACCAUGGAGUGUCUCUUCGUCAUCGAAAGAUCCUGAACUUCGACUGCAAGAACGUUGGGCUGCUCGAUCAUCGCUGGAGUUCACCCAGGAGACAUGUGAGCGUCAAUGCAAACAUUCCCGUGGCUACAACAUGGAACAGCCCUUGGGUAGCGCACUUUUCCAAGAAGAUUUACCUGAGAAUCCACUACGACUUCAAGCUCUUCCAGGACAUCGCAAACGGCAACGUCUGGAUCAAUGCAUGCUUGGAGCUCAAGAUGAACAUGGAGCCCCUGUUCAGAAGGCUACUGGAUUCUCUUCAAACAUCAAAUGGAAGCGCACUGCUCUACGCUGUUCUGGACACAAAGGGAAACUACAUGCUCACCUUCGUGGAACUGACUCCAGUGGUUUGACGAUGACAUCAAAAGCCGCAGCCUAUCCUCGCAGCAUGUGCCAGAAGAUGAAGUUGGAUGUGAUUGACUUUCUCCACAACAACAACUUGCUACAGCUUGGCCGAUGGCCUGAACAUCUUCGACAUUUUGCUGUUCAACAUUUCUACGAAUGUGUUCGAUGUCAGCUUGGUCGUUUUUGUCCUUCAGACAUUCCACACACUAUGGUUCCCAAAGAAUGUCGACAUGGACGUUGGGCAGCUGGCACUGGUCCGAAAGGAAAAGGAAAGACAACAACACCUGUGGACCCACUUGCCAACUGGAAAGAACGAGCUGACAGAGAGAACUACGAAUCCAUCAAGAUCCACGACCACUCUUUUCCAGUACUUGACCAAUCCCAACAACACUAUCUCAAGAGGCUGCUGAUUGAAGCAGUUGACAUGACCUUGGAGUACGUCAGAGAAGCCAUCAAGAACAAGAUUGAGUACGACCACUGGAUUGACCUUUCAACCCAUUUGGCAAUCUUCAAGGAGAUCUUUGGUGGACAUCUGCUCGUCCGUGGAGUGCGAGUGGAACUACGCCCUUCCAAGCUUCGCGACGCACAACCUGUUCUGGCUGUGGAAUCAUCUCAUCUUCGACUGCAAAUUCGAGGACAUGUCAAGGAGUGGCACAUACAUCCAGUAGAAGAUUUACGAGAAUGCAGCCACAAUCAGAUCUAUGGAGCGAUCGAUGAGGACGACUGGAUGAUUACCAUCUUUGGAACAGAGUUGCAAGGUGUGCCAGCUCCAUCAACUCCUAUGACAAGAACCAGAUCGAUUCCAUCACAGCCUAGCUUCAAGAAGAAGGAGGACGAGCCUCUUGCACAACCUUCAGUUCGAGCUCUACCUGAUGGAAGAGAUGAUGAAGCCUUGAUGCAGCCAGCCUAUGAGCCAGCGGAACCAGAUCAACAACCAGGAGAAGAAGAAUUUGAAGUCCAACCUCAUGCAGCCUUGGCUCCGAUUCGACCAAAUUACAACUUGCGACGAGUUCUACAACGACUUCCAGCAAUGGUGGAACAAGGAGAAAAUGAAAGAGCCAAAAGACUGCUGCUGGGACUGCAUGAACGUCUUUGGCAUUCACCAGCUUCGGAUUUCACAAAUCUUCUUCGAAGAGCUGGCAUGUCUGGCGAAGUCAUCUCCCUUGCGAAGGAGGCUGUGAAGUGCUGUGCGAUUUGCAGGAAGCACAUCAGACUUCCGAAUCGUCCUCAACUACGAGCACGAGGUGCCCAUGUCUUCAACGAGACGGUCCAAAUGGAUUUGUUCUAUUGGGAGUCAACAUGGUUUAUGCUGCUGAUCGACGAAGCAACACGCUUCAAGAAGUGUGGCACCAUUGAUGGACAGGAGUCCGAACAUCUCAUGAAGGCCAUCCUGGAACUUUGGAUCUACCACUUUGGACCUCCUGAACGUUUGGUGCUGGAUCAGCAGGUGGCAUUGAUGAGUCACGACUCUGGUGCAGAAUUUGAACGCCUGGGAAUCAACCGCUGUCCUCGCGGCACUACUUCUGGUCAUGGUUCAGAGCAACAUACUGGUACAGGCAUCGUGGAAAGACACGUCCAGUUGACCAAGCUCACUAUGUUCAAACUACGAGCGGAACUUCAACGACAAGGUCUUCAACCAACUGAACCUGAGCUUGGACAAGAAGCAGCCAUGGCCCAGAACCUGACUUUGUCCUACGGCGGUGUGACUCCAUCUAUGGCCGUUUACGGCACCAUGCCUCGGGAGUUCUACAACCCUGACUCCGAGCAUGUGAUGAACACCGAGGGAGCUCUUGAGACAGAUCUGACAGUUUUCGAACGAGCUCUACGGAUCAGACAGACAUCUCUUGCACAAGCACAACAGGCUGUCAUUGAAGACAGAGUGGCACGAGCUUCAAGGACGAGACCUCACCAAUUGGAUGUUGGCGAACUUGUGGCCGGAACUUCAGAAGUUGAAUUUUACAGGGAGGUCAAGAAUGACCAAGGAUGGCGAGGACCGGCGCUUCUACUACGCCUUGAUGCUGACGAAGGAGUUGCCAUCAUACAGUAUCAAGGAAAGCCCUACCUGGUCUCUUUGCGACACAUCCGAGCUUUCCGUGGCAUCUACCACAUGGAGAUUCAAACCCCUCAGAUGGACGAUGCACUUUGGAAGCUCAUGAAGUACGUGGAGAACAUGUCCGAGUACAAGGUGUACCUCUAUGGUUGGAUCCGCAAACGGAAUGAGUCUUGGGUGCGACUGCCAAAGAACAACAACGAGGCCAUCAACAUCAUUGCCAAGGCAGAGACAGUUUCAAAAGGCCUCACAAGUCGCACUCUACAUGGUGUUCUAUUUGGACGAGCUCUUCGAUCCAUGAAACCCCCAGCUGGAACCAUUGGCACUCUGAUCACAUGGAUUCAUGGUGGAAGAAACUACUCCAUUCAGGAGCACAAGACAGACAACCAUUGGCGGAUGAAAAGGAUUUCCAAUCACAACAAGGAGGACAUCUGCACCCUCUACUUCUUCUAUUACAUCAUGGUCAGCGAAGAAGCCAUCCAUCCAAAUGUUCAUCCAAAGAAGGAGAACACUGAAGAGAAGCCUGAAGCUCCUGAACCAUCCAAUCCAACACCAAUGGAAGAAGAUCCACAGAGCAGAAAACGAGAAGGUCCAGAAUCACGCACUGUGAUUCUUUCUCCUGAGAAGAAGAAGCAGAAGAUCGCCUACAUCAAGAAUGAGAUCGAGUUCAUGCGACAUUGGUACAACGCCACAACUCCCCAACUUCGAGUACAACUUGAUUUCAGCGAAGAUUGGCGUUUGGGUCAUUCUCUUUUGACCGCAACUGCAAGGAACUUCCUCCUGCAGAAGUACGACCUUGACCGCAAGAACAACAAGACGAUGCUCUUCACCAUCGACUACAAGUGCAACAGUGAAGCCAUUGCAUGUCUCCGGACGGCCAAGAUCUACAAGGUGGAUCAAGAAACGAGUACCUUUGAAGAUCACCAAAUCUCUGCAGAGAUGUGGCCAGAGAUUGAUCUGGCAGACUCCAACGAAGUCAAGCAGUUCGUGGAGGAAAAGGCUUUCAAGCCAAUUCAUUCACUGCAGUUGACUGAUGAGAUGGUGGUGAUCGACUGCAAAUGGGUACGGAAACACAAACGAUACCCAGAUGGCUCCAUCAAGGUCAAGUCUCGACUAUGUGCCCGGGGAUGCUUCGAUGCACAGAAGCAACAGUUGACGACCCGAAGCACCACUGCGACGAGAUUGUCACAACGACUGUUGGUGUCGCAAGCAGCUCGAGACGAGGACAAAGAUGUGGAGAGCUGGGACAUUGCCGGUGCCUUCCUGAAAGGAUUUGAUUUCAAGCGAAUCCAGGAGUCCUUGAAGAAGCUUGGGUUAGAUGCACCGACAAGACAGGUGGUGGUGUUUCCCCCUCUCAACGUAUGGAGGCAUUUGCAGAAGUACUCAGAUCUUUUCAAGGUUCCUCAACAGUCUCUUCACCAAUAUGGUCUUUUGUGUUUGAAACCCAUCUACGGGCUCAACGAUGCUCCACUGGCUUGGCAGCUAUGUUUGCAUGAGUACAUCUUGGACUUAGGUGCAGCGAGAAGCAAACUGGAUGAAAACUGUUUUCUUUGGAAGCGGCCCUCAACAAACAUGAGCCUUGACAACCUGGAAGCGAUGCUAACCACUCAUGUUGAUGAUUUGGCUCUGACGGCAUCUUCCAAAUGGCUGAACACUCACUACAACAAGUUUGUCCAGAAGUUCAAGAAGGUUUCCAGACAGAGCCUGCCGUUUAGUCAUUGUGGAUGCACCUAUCGCCGAACCAAAGACGGUUAUGCCAUUGACCAAGAGGAUUUCGUGGACAAGAUGAAGCCAGCUCCGAUUCCUUCAAGACCUGAUGAUUCACGUUUGGAACAGUCCGAGGUCACAGACUUCAGAUCUGCACUGGGUGCUCUUUUGUGGGUCACCGCAACUCGUUUGGAUUUGGUGGCAGAUGUUUCUUUGCUACAAUCAAAGGUGACUACAGCGACUGUGAAGGAGCUGAAGAUGGCCAAUGAAGUGCUGGUGAAAGCAAAAGAUUGCCGAGAAGCCGCCUUGCACUACAGGCGAUUUCAAACACCUCAUCAACGUUUGGUUUGCAUACAUGAUGCCAGUUCUGCAAACAAUGGUCGUCAUUACGCACAAGAAGGCAUUUUGGUUUUGCUUGCAGAUGACCAUUGGCGAGAUCAAACGAUGGAGCAUGAGGUGAUACACGAUGAAGAAUCUGUGAGGAUGCAUGGAGGUGUCAUGCAUGUCUUGCAUGCACAUGGUGGAAAGGCAAAACGCAUUUCAUACAGCACCAGCCACGCUGAAACUUUGUCCAUGGUGAAUGGAACAGAAUCCACAACUUUGGUGAUGGUGCGACUUUCAGAGAUGAUGCACAUUUCUCUCAAGCCUACGCUGAAGGAAUUGGUGGACAUCCAAGAGAACGGAAACCCAGCUUUGCCUUCAGAUUUCUACAUGGAUUGCAGAGACCUUUUCGAGCUUUGCACUGGACAGAAGGUUUUACCUCAACACAAAACCCAGAGGUUGUAUGUGCUGGGCAUUCGUGAAGGUCGCAUCACUGGCCGUAUCCGUCAAACAACUUUGAUUCCAACUGAAUCGAUGACAGCUGAUGCAUUGACAAAACCAAUGCAAAGUCCAGAGUUGCUGCAGUUUCUCACUACGGGGAUGGUAACCAUAUAUGGGGUAGACAAUCACCCGGUGAUCAGCCGCAUUUUACCGUCCUUGCAGGACUAUGAUGAGCAGACCCUGAUGAUGGACGAUGAGAAGCUGCUGGACUAUGUGAAGGAGAAUCCGCAGGCUGUCAAAGCCUCACCCGCAACGGUGCUCUUCGGCCUGAUGGGCGUUUCGACAUCGAGCACUAUGCGGAUGGCGCUGAUGAUGGGAAUGGCAUCCAUGGCCAAUGCACAAGCCGUUCGUGAACAUGAAGUUCAACCGAGUUCCAACUACAUUGGCAUGGUGAUGUACUACUUCCUGAUCUAUGUCAUCGUGAUUGCAGCCAUCCUGACCGAGAAGUAUGUGUUCCAACUGCGCUUCGUGCGGAAGAUCGGGCUCUACAUCGCGCACUAUGUCUUCAAGCUGAUGGACAUGAAGCUGAAGGUGGAGAUGAGCGAUGCUAUGGAGGUUGACGAUGAUGGCACAGAGAAGGAGAUUGUCGAACUACAACGGAAAGUUGCAGACCUGGAAGCAGAAAAAGAACGACUCUUGGAGUACCAGUAUGUCCUGGUCAACAACAGGGACACGCACAAGGAGAACAGUGACCAAGCACAUAGCGAUCUUGCUAAGGCAGAGGAAAAGAUCGAAGACUUGGAAGAAGAGAUGGAACGAAAACGCAACAUUAUCGACAAGCUCAACAAGGAAAAGGAAGCCCGGAUUGCGGACCUGAAGGAGCAGCUCCGAAACAUGGGCAACAAGGUGGCACGACGAGAUGAAAGUUCUGGUGAUGGUGGCGCAGCACCGAGCUCAGUGCACGGAGAUGGACCACUUGGACUUCACCGGAUCGAUAUGAGAUCUAUGAAGGAAGCCUUGGAACAGGCAACCUCAGAAGUGGAAGAUUUGAAAGGAGAGAACCAGAGAUUGAAGAACACGCUGGAGGAGAAGAAGGAGUCCAUCCAGCGCAUGCAGCGGGUCUACGAGGAGCAGCAGCAGCGAAUUAGAGACGCACGUUUUCCAGAGGAAGUCCGAACCACCAGCGGCGGUGCAAAAUAUCACUUGCCAAGCUGCAAACACCUGCAGCGAGCUGGAAAGGCCUACUUCCAGACCACGGGCUAUUUGUGGUCCUCCCUGGCACUCUUUGAAGCAGCAGACCUGGGUGGCUGUCGCAGCUUCUUGAAGAGCUUCAGUGACCAGGCCCGUCCCUUGCUGGUGGCGCUACUGCUGGUGAUCUAUGCUCCAGUGCUGAUGGGAUUGGUGGAAGCCUUCAGAUGUCUUCAGCUGGGCGACGAGUCGACCGCGCGGAGUUUCUUCUCGCCCGAGCUGCCCUGUGGGGACCUGGCGGUGCCGUACACGUGGAUCAACUUGUCGUUGGCCUUGCUUUGGGCCCUGGGUGUUCCCGUCUUUCUGAGCAACAUGCUGCGAAAGGUGCGCAACAGUCUGCCAGAUGAUUUUGAGUUUCCUCCAGACUAUGCAGUGACAAGCUUCGGGUAUCGCCUGGGAUGCUGGAACUGGGAGAUGUACAUCUUCUUUUUGAAGGCUUUGAUCGUCUUCUCCGUUUUGCUGGGUCCGGCGGGGCGCAGCAGCUUCCUAUUCUUCCUGGCGAUUUUGCAUGGGGUGCUGACGCGCGCCAUGAAGCCCUUCACUGGGAGAUCACACUUUGCACUGGUGAAGUGGGACCAUCGCUUCGCGCUGUUCUUCCUGUUCAAUAGCAUCAUGGUGCAAGGCUUGCGCUUCUCAAGUAAUGUGGAGAUUGUGAACCAGAUCCUGGCCACUGGAAUGGUGCUGCUGCUUCUGCUCCUCAAUCUGCUGCUGGUUCUGUUGCUCUUGUGGGAUUCCUUCAACUGCUGGCAUGAGACUUAUGUGGAGAGCUACGAGUUCUACGAGUGGGAGCUGUGGCACAAUAGCCGCAGCAGGUUUGGCAUUGGCAGCCGGCUGGUCUUGCUGCUGCUGAAUCAAUACAAAAGGCGCGUGCGCAGCCGCGCCUAUGUGAGUUUUGAUGUUCAACUUGGCUGGCUGACCAUUUGUGGAAGUCAUGGGGACCAGGCGCGCUGCAGCUGGAACUGGCACGAGGAUGGCACGCCCUGCCUUCUGUCGGAGGCCCCGCUGCGGCUGCCCAAAGACGUGCGCAGCUCGACGCUCGCGCAGCGCAGUCAGGUCCAGAAGUAUUUGCAGAAGGCGGCAGAACGCUUGUGCUUGAUCCGAGGUUCUCCUUCCUUCAGCGUGGUGGAACUGGAGUUUCUGAUCCGCGCCAGCUUUGUCUUCGCGCGGCGCGAGGAGCUGCAGCGCAGUCGUCUCACGAAGCAGCGCACGGUGAUCUCCAGGGAGGAGUCCUUUCUGGGAUUGGAUGCUCUGCAACUGCUGUGGAACAGCCUAGAGGAUGAAGAGGGGGACAAACCUGCAGGCCGCGGCUCCACCUUCGCACGGCGCUCCUCCUGCAGCAGCCAUAGCAGCCAGCAGCCGCUGGCGGAGAGCGUGCGGAAGCGCUUCCAGGCCCCUAAGAUCUGUGAGUCCUUCUUUAGUGAUCCUGGAAAGGUCUUGUUCUUCUACAGCCGCGCGGAGUUCAUACGCCAGGUAGAGGCCAAGAAGUUGAAGGGCGCGGAUGUGAACCGAAUGUCCACCAUCCCUACUGAAAGGACGCCAGUUCUGACCGUGUGCUGCAAGCUGGUUGGGCACAUUGGCGAAGCGUAUCGUACUCUCUGCCGUCGGAGGAGAACAUCGUCAUUCGCAGCUGAACGAUCUGCUUUUUUCCGCGGAGGUCGAGGAAUGAAGACUCAUUUGGUCCGUGGGCUGGAUCAAGUCGAUCCCAUCAUCCAAGAGAUGUUCGACCCCGAAACCUUCAGCCGGGGCUUGGAGCUACAGGAAUUCCAGAUGGGUCUCAUCAUGGUGGAGCAUACCAAGGACUCCGAAUUGAAAGCGCUGCAGGACGCUUUCCACGACCGCUGGUUUCAACACAGGCUGGUGGUGGAACACCAGAUGCGAAAACAACAAGGUGCACUGAAAGAUCAAAGCGUGCAGGCAGAUGCAGAUGAAGACAUGUCGGAGCAGCUGGCGCAGGACUUUAACAUUGCGGCCAUGGCGGCUGGGAGGGCUCAAGGCAGCACCAUGACAGAAGAUGAUGCCAUGACUGGUCUGCCAAUGGACAUUCAGCAUAGGGUCCUCCUGUUGAGCGGCCGUGGUGUGGCCGUCACUGCUGCUGAGGGGGUGACGGUGGGGGACUUAAAAACCGUGGCACAAAAGCGCCUGGCGGUGGGUAUUGCCAAGCUGAUUCACCACGACCAGAUCCUAGCGGAUGCCACAACCUUGGCAGAAGCUGCCCUAAAAGAUGGUGAUGUCUUGGUAGCCAGCCUGCGUGCCCCAGCGAUCUUGGGCUGCCGCCAAUGUCCCGCCUUUUUCCUGGUGCGUGGCGAUGGGCGCGUGGCGGUCUGGGGCGAUGUGUCGUUGGGGGUUCCGCGGCAGCUGAGGAACCCGCAGCAGGUGGUGGGCGGCAGAAGGGCCCUGGCAGCCCUGGUGGAUGGUCGAGUGAUCACCUGGGGUCACGGCCAAUUUCAACCUCCUGCGGAGCUGCUGGGGCAGUUGGAGGAAGUGUGCCAACUCUGUGCCACCGAAGAUGCCUUUGCAGCUCUACGUCGGGAUGGGCAGGUCCUUUGCUGGGGCGAGGGUGCUGCUUGCGAUGGCAGCUGGGUCUAUCAGCUGCUGGGGGAGGUGUUGAUGUUAGCUGCCAGCUCCAGUUCCUUCCUCGCCAUCGCCCAAGAUGGGCUGAGUGCUGUCACCUGGGGUGGCAGGCGUGACCGGGCCCAGCUGCCACAGCUGCACUGCAGGGCACAGCAGGUGGUGGCAACUAGCCAUAGCUUUGCGGUGCUACAGGAGGAUGGUCAGGUGCUUUGCUGGGGCCGCACCUGCAGACCUAAUUUGUUUCUAGUGCUGGAGGAGGUGUCGGAGCUAUGUGCCUCGGAGGAUGCCUUUGGGGCCCUUCGCAAAGAUGGCACGGUAGUCACCUGGCGCCCUCCCAAAACCACUUUGGAGCCGGUGGAAGGCUUGUCCCAUGUCACGCAGCUGGUGGCUUCACGCCACGCCUUUGCCGCCCUAAAACGGGACGGCACCGUGGCCGCCUGGGGCCAUCCACGCUUUGGCGGGGAUGCAGCGCGGCUGCGAAAUGUCCAGCGGCUUCAUGCCUCUUCAGGGGCCUUUGCGGCGUUGCGAGCAGAUGGGUCUGUGCGGACCUGGGGGGAUGCGCGCUGCGGCGGCGAUGCCACGGCGUUGAAGGGGCAGCUGGCAGAUGUGCGGAGACUGUGCCGAUUUAAGCGGCGUUUCUUUGAAACCGAAGAAUGA
Cladocopium goreaui is the source of this 12378-nucleotide messenger RNA. The record is from the annotation of a GenBank genome assembly. Lineage: Eukaryota; Dinophyceae; Suessiales; Symbiodiniaceae.